This is a messenger RNA of Colletotrichum orchidophilum, 609 nucleotides long. RefSeq lists its product as uncharacterized. The record is from RefSeq and is a predicted model, not a curated record. The coding region runs from base 1 to 609 and encodes 202 amino acids. Lineage: Eukaryota; Fungi; Ascomycota; Sordariomycetes; Glomerellales; Glomerellaceae. The transcript is spliced from 2 exons.
AUGCAAUUCUUCCAACUUCUAGUCGGCUUCGCCGCCGCAGUCUCAGUCUCCGCCAUCGACAUCCAAAAGCACUUUGGCCAAAACUGCGGCGGCAAUUUCCGCGUCUGCCGGGGCCUGAACCCAAACAUCUGCUGCGUCGGCGCCACGGCCGAGAGCAUCCUCUUCCGCUACAUCCCGUCCAACUGGCGCAUCGAGUGCCGCGGCUACGACGGCGGCGACUGCCGCAACCGCCGCGCCACCAUCCUCUCGGCCGGCGCCACCUCCAUCUGCAUGCGCUCCGGCGGGUUCCUCUUCACGGGCGCCGGCUACGGCUUCGUCAACCGUAAGAGGGCUCCUCAGGAGGCCGGCGAGACGUGUACUGUCGACGGCGAGCUGGUGGAGGGUCAGCCGCAAAAGUGCGAGUCCAGCCAGGAGCCUGAUACUCUUGUACUUGUCGACGGUUCAGAGUUUAAUCUUGUUGGCCUCGAGGCCGACAAGCUCGAUAGACUGCACCGACUGAUUUUGCUAACUGCUGCUUCCUCGCCAUCUAGCUUCGAAAUUGCCGCCGAUCCCAACGUGACUUCUGCUGCCGACAUCCCCGCCGAGUUCAAGCCCCUUGAAAUCGUGUAG